AUGGACCAGCUUGCUUCAUCCACGCGAAAAACGCCCUUGUCCACUAUAAUGGACCAGCUUGCUUCCCCGACCAAUUUCCCUAAGCAGGCUGCUUUCGUCCAGUCGUCCACUAUAAUGGACCAGCUUGCUUCUGCCGAUUUCCCUAAGCAGGCUACUCUCGUCCACUUCCACCGAUGCCCGCGUCGCCAUGGCCUGCCUUGCACCGCCAAUUGCCUAAGCAGGCUGCUCUCCUAG
Messenger RNA from Linum trigynum, 234 nucleotides. The record is from the annotation of a GenBank genome assembly. Lineage: Eukaryota; Viridiplantae; Streptophyta; Magnoliopsida; Malpighiales; Linaceae.